UUGAGCAGCAAACGCGCAAACUUUUGGUGAUCGCACAUUGCAGAAAGUCUGCUCGUUAGGACAUUCUUUGGGGGAUUUCAGGAGGGGUUGACUAAGAUUAGUGUCUUUGUGCUUUUUCACGUGAAAGAGCCUUUAUAAGGCGUCGUUUUGCAGCAGACGGUGGUGCGUUACACGGGAAAAGGACUUGGUAUUUUUAUGCAAAAGUUUGAUUUGUGUACUUCAACAUGGCAGCGUAUUCAUUACCGGAGGGAUUCACGGAGUUUGAUAUGUUUACAUACGGCUCAGCGCUUCUUGUUGGGGGUCUGCUUGGAUUUCUCCUAAAUGCUAUCAGCAUCUUGGCUUUUGUCAGAGUGAAGGAGUUGCGAACUCCCAGCAACUUCUUUGUGUUCAACCUGGCUGUGGCUGACCUCUUAUUGAAUAUUAAUGGACUCACAGCUGCGUAUUCGAGCUACCUCAGAUAUUGGCCAUUUGGUCAAAAUGGAUGUGCCUUUCAUGGUUUUCAGGGCAUGAUAGCGGUCCUUGCCUCCAUCAGUUUCAUGGCUGCCCUCUCUUGGGACAGGUAUCACCAGUACUGCACCAAACAGAAGCUCUUCUGGAGCACCACGGUGACGAUGACCGUCAUCAUCUGGGUUCUGUCCAUCUUCUGGGCUGCUGUUCCUCUCAUGGGAUGGGCCGCCUAUGACUUUGAGCCUAUGAGGACCUGCUGCACACUGGACUACACCAGAGGGGACAGGGACUAUAUGACCUACAUGCUGACCCUGACGCUGCUCUACUUGUUGUUCCCAGCUUAUAUCAUGAUGUCAUGUUACGACGCCAUCAACAAGCACUUCAAAAAGAUCCAUCACCACAGGUUUAACACCAAGGUGCCGUUGAGGGUGAUGCUGAUGUGCUGGUGCCCCUACGUCGCCAUGUGUGUCUACGCCUGCUUCGAGAACGUGACCGUCGUAUCUCCCAAGCUAAGAAUGGUGCUUCCAAUUAUUGCGAAGACAAACCCCUUCUUCAACGCUCUCCUCUACUCGUUUGGAAACGAGUUCUACAGAGGCGGCGUGUGGCACUUCCUCACCGGAGCGAAGAUUGUUCAACCGGAUAUUAAGUCAAAGCUAAAAUAAAAGGAAACUCAACACAUUCUGACAAGAGUCCUAAACAAACAUUUGUCUUGUUGUAAACAUAAUUAAGCUCUGAUGCCUGUACAGUUGUUAUAUUUUCAUGUGUGGACUGACAGCUGAAACUCAUGACAAUCCCUGCAUUUUUGACACCUGAGUAAGAUUUCUGUACAUUAGCUAAACGUUUUGCAUGUAAUGUAAUAACUUUCAAAUGACUGCCAUCUGCAAUGUGUCUUUAAUCUGCUCCCCCUACAUGUUAGACCACUUACAAUAAACACUUUGUA
Molecule: messenger RNA, 1387 nt
Organism: Trematomus bernacchii (emerald rockcod)
Lineage: Eukaryota; Metazoa; Chordata; Actinopteri; Perciformes; Nototheniidae
Gene: rgrb
Product: retinal G protein coupled receptor b
Exons: 7
Coding region: 225-1109 (294 amino acids)
Biological process (GO): G protein-coupled receptor signaling pathway; phototransduction; visual perception
Cellular component (GO): membrane
Molecular function (GO): G protein-coupled receptor activity
Source: RefSeq, a predicted model, not a curated record